Molecule: messenger RNA, 2473 nt
Organism: Medicago truncatula (barrel medic)
Lineage: Eukaryota; Viridiplantae; Streptophyta; Magnoliopsida; Fabales; Fabaceae
Product: G-type lectin S-receptor-like serine/threonine-protein kinase CES101
Exons: 7
Coding region: 79-2445 (788 amino acids)
Biological process (GO): protein phosphorylation
Cellular component (GO): plasma membrane
Molecular function (GO): protein serine/threonine kinase activity; ATP binding
Source: RefSeq, a predicted model, not a curated record
GUAUCAAAUUUCCUAUCCAAAGUUGGGGAGUGCAGAUUGUAAGAGUUCAAGUUAUUCUCCUUCGGGGUUUCAUCAAUCAUGAUAAGUUUCGAAAUAAAGAAACAAGUUGUAUUGAUAUACUUAUGGUUGUGGUGGAGUACUACUACUAGUAUUUGUGGUAAUGCAACGAAAGAUAGUUUGAAGCCAGGUGAUACAUUGAAUUCCAAUUCCACGCUAUGUUCUAAACAAGACAAGUAUUGUCUAUGUCUCAACAGUUCUAUUGGUCACUUGAUUAUACGUACUCUCGAUGGCGCAGUAGUGUGGAUGUAUGAUAGAAAUCAACCCAUAGACAUAGAUUCAUCAGUUCUUCUAUCAUUAGACUACUCUGGUGUGCUCAAAAUAGAAUUUCAAAAUAGGAAUUUACCAAUAAUCAUUUACUCUUCGCCUCAACCAACCAACGACACUGUGGCCACUAUGUUAGACACCGGUAACUUUGUGCUUCAACAACUUCACCCAAAUGGGACAAAGAGUAUAUUAUGGCAGAGUUUUGAUUAUCCAACAUACAUUUUGAUCUCAACGAUGAAGUUGGGAGUUAAUCGAAAAACAGGACAUAAUUGGUCAUUGGUUUCAUGGUUGACUCCUUCGCUACCAACUCCAGGUAAAUUUAGUCUUGUAUGGGAACCAAAAGAACGUGAAUUGAACAUAAGGAAAAGCGGCAAAGUGCAUUGGAAAAGCGGAAAACUUAAAAGCAAUGGAAUAUUCGAGAACAUUCCCACAAAAGUUCAACGUAUAUAUCAGUACAUUAUUGUCUCUAACAAGAAUGAAGAUUCUUUCGCUUUCGAAGUUAAAGAUGGGAAGUUUGCACGAUGGCAACUAACCUCGAAGGGGAGGUUAGUAGGUCAUGAUGGAGAGAUUGGGAAUGCAGAUAUGUGUUAUGGAUAUAAUAGCAAUGGAGGGUGCCAAAAAUGGGAGGAAAUACCAAAUUGUAGGGAAAAUGGUGAGGUUUUUCAGAAAAUUGCGGGAACACCAAACGUAGACAAUGCAACAACGUUUGAACAGGAUGUGACUUAUAGUUACAGUGAUUGCAAGAUUAGAUGUUGGAGAAAUUGUAAUUGCAAUGGAUUCCAGGAAUUUUAUGGUAAUGGGACUGGAUGUAUAUUCUAUUCAUGGAAUUCGACACAAGAUGUUGAUUUGGUGAGUCAGAAUAACUUCUACGUCUUGGUAAACUCUACAAAAUCAGCCCCAAAUUCCCAUGGUAGAAAAAAGUGGAUAUGGAUCGGUGUUGCAACCGCAACUGCUUUACUCAUAUUAUGCUCACUUAUUCUAUGCCUAGCAAAAAAGAAACAAAAAUAUGCACUACAAGAUAAGAAAAGUAAAAGAAAGGAUUUGGCGGAUUCGACUGAAUCCUAUAAUAUCAAAGAUCUUGAAGAUGACUUCAAGGGACAUGAUAUAAAAGUUUUUAACUAUACAUCAAUUUUGGAAGCAACUAUGGACUUUUCACCUGAAAACAAGUUAGGACAGGGAGGCUAUGGACCUGUUUAUAAGGGAGUCUUGGCAACAGGACAAGAAGUUGCUGUAAAAAGACUUUCAAAAACAUCCGGACAAGGAAUUAUGGAAUUCAAAAAUGAAUUGGUACUUAUAUGUGAACUUCAACACAAAAAUCUUGUAGAACUACUUGGCUGUUGCAUUCAUGAAGAAGAAAGGAUUCUGAUUUACGAAUAUAUGCCAAACAAAAGCUUGGAUUUCUAUCUGUUUGAUUGUACGAAAAAGAAUCUGCUAGAUUGGAAGAAGCGUUUCAACAUAAUAGAAGGAAUUGCUCAAGGAUUGCUCUAUCUUCAUAAGUACUCAAGACUCAAAAUCAUUCAUAGAGACUUGAAAGCCAGCAACAUACUUCUUGAUGAGAAUAUGAACCCAAAAAUUGCUGAUUUUGGUAUGGCAAGAAUGUUUACGCAGCAGGAGUCCGUAGUAAAUACCAACAGAAUUGUUGGGACGUAUGGAUACAUGUCUCCAGAAUAUGCCAUGGAAGGAAUAUGUUCAACAAAGUCUGACGUCUAUAGUUUUGGAGUGUUGCUACUUGAAAUUAUUUGUGGGAGAAAAAACAAUAGCUUUUAUGAUGUUGAUCGUCCACUAAAUCUAAUAGGACAUGCAUGGGAGCUAUGGAAUGAUGGUGAGUAUCUAAAGCUAAUGGAUCCAACAUUAAAUGACACAUUUGUUCCUGAUGAAGUGAAAAGGUGCAUUCAUGUUGGUCUCUUAUGUGUAGAACAAUAUGCAAAUAAUCGACCUACAAUGUCUGAAGUUAUAUCAGUGUUGACAAACAAAUAUGAACUCACAAACUUGCCAAGAAGGCCAGCAUUUUAUGUUAGAAGAGAGAUCUUUGAGGGGGAAACAACUUCUAAAGGGCAAGACACCGACACCUAUUCUACGACAGCAAUUUCUACCUCAUGUGAAGUAGAAGGGAAAAUAUAAAUUAUCAAUAUAUAUAUAUAUAUAUAUA